Saprolegnia parasitica CBS 223.65 is the source of this 3392-nucleotide messenger RNA. RefSeq lists its product as hypothetical. The record is from RefSeq and is a predicted model, not a curated record. NCBI's taxonomy places the organism in Eukaryota, Oomycota, Saprolegniomycetes, Saprolegniales, Saprolegniaceae. The transcript has 14 exons. Bases 1 to 3336 code for a protein of 1111 amino acids.
AUGCUACCCAAGCGGCCUUCGGAGCGAUGGAAGCGCGACGAGGCCAGCACCAAGAGCACGCGCGAGCCGGGGCUUCGGAUCGUCUCGAUGGCCCACGCGGUCUCCAAAUACGGCUCGAUCGCAUGGGAACACAAGGUGGCCUGGCCGUCCUCGAAUCCGUGGCACGAUCGUGUGUGGGCGACGAGCCAUGCCGACGGUCCAGGCACGUAUACGCUCGUCUUGACCGACGAUGGCUCGUUGUACGCACAAGGAAUGCUUGUACCGGCGUCGACGAACCCGUCGUUGCCCGAUGUCGACGACCGAGGCCCGCGCUUCAAGCAGCUCUUGACUCCGUUGCACGCUCCGCCGCAUGUUCUGACGCCAAUGCACCUCAAGCUUCCACUGCCGAUCGUUGCCAUCGCCUGCGGGGCUGAGCAUGCGACCGCAAUCGCGUCCAACCGAUCGAUUUUUGCAUGGGGCCACAACUCGUGUGGACAGCUGGGGCUCAGCGUCCGCCUGCAUCAAGCCACGGGACGGAGCCAGUACCGCCUCGUCACGGGUGCCUUUACGACGGCGAUCGUGUUUCCAGAUGUGGUGUGGGUGUGGGGCCGUCUCGCGUCCCUGGACCUAUCGCCGUCGCCCGACCCAAGAGAAAGUCCGCACGUCGCGCGCAUCUUGGCCAUCGACGGACCGCUCCUCGAUGUUCAGUUUGGAAUGGACCAAGCGUUGGCGUUGACGCACAGCGGCUCUCUCUACACAUGGUCGACUCGAUCGCACGCCGGUGUGCUCCCCGUGCCGAUGCCGGAGCGGCCCGUGCUCCAGAUGGCGCUUGGCAGCAGACACGCGCUGGCGUUGACGAAAGCGGGUCACCUAUACGCCUGGGGUGCGAAUGCCUUUGGGCAGUGCGGUGUCGGAAACUUUGCCUCGAUGAUUCCUUCGCCGCAGCGCGUCCUGGGGGUCCCCAUGCUCAGCAAGGCCAUUGUGCACUUGACGUGCAUGGGCCAUGCGUCCUUGCUGCAGAUCGACAAUGGUCUUUUGAGUUUUGUGUGGGGGGUCAUCGGACCGGUGCUGUGCACACACACGCCCGUGGAGCUCCUACCGUUUCGCAAGGCGCCACCACCGACGCCCCCCGUUCGCGUCCUCGGGACCCCGCAGCUACUCGGUUUUGAGCGGUCUCUGCCCAAGAAGACAAGCCUCUUCACGCUUGGUCCCAUUGUAUGCAAAGGUCGCGAUCAUGUCGGCGAUCUCGUGAAAGUGCACUCGUCCCGCGGCGCGCUGACCAUUCAUCCCAUCUACGAGCACGCGGCACCGGCGCUAGCGGUGAUAGCGACGCCACUGAACGCUGCCAAGGCCGUCUUGACCAUCUCGCCCGUUGAAACAAGAACCAAAGGACUCUACGCGAGCUGGUUUCACGCACAGCGCAGCGGCGCGUGGCAGCUCUGGCUCGCGUCGAGCCAGGAAACGGCUUCGCUCGUCGUGGGCGGUCCCUGGACGCUCAAGAUUCAGCUGUCCGAGACUCUGGCGCCGAGUCGCCAGACAGCCCCCGCCUUCCACCACCCGCGCCUCUCCCACGUGGCGAUGCAGACAAGUUGUACGUCACUUUUGUGGCAUGCGAUUUCGCCCGAGCUGCCGUGUCGCGUGACGAUGGACCAUCCUGUCUUGCUACGGUUCGACCUCGCGGGGUGCACCGACCUCAGCGACGACGAGUGGGUCGUCGAGACGUCGGGCGCGACGGUCGCGACGACCUCGCAUGCCGUCGAUCGCGUGGCCGCGACGAUGCUGGUCACACUCAAGUACAUGAGCGCGGGGACGUCGACGGUGGUGCUUCGCCGCAGCGGCCGCGCGCGACUGCAACGCAAGGCGCCGAUGACGGUGGAGGUGCAUGUCACGUACAAACUUGUGUCGGUGCUGCGGUGUGUACAGCUGCACCGGCUUGCGAUACAGUCGUAUCUCUGCAGUGUCGACGGUUCUAUACCCAAGCUUUGCGCGUGGAUCCAUGGCCACAAGGAGCUCUCGGUGUAUCUGCAGCACUCGGUGAUCCUCGAAGUGCUCACACAACGCCGCAUCACGUAUGGCUGGGACGUCUGGCGCGAUCUUCAGACCGAGCUACAGCAGUGGGCGAUCGUUGCGUGGCUGGAUUUCGACGGGCUCCUUAAGAACUCGACGCCACCAUCUCAAUGCCCGCUUCUGGCCGACGCAACGUGGUUCCUAUCGACGUAUCCAGAGCCGCCGACACUGCACGGCGCAGGGCUAAGUGCCCGCCCGCGCCCUUCAACGCCCCUCUCGAUGCAGGACCUCGUCGUGCCGAGAAGCACGCAGUCGGAAGCCGCGAUCUUGCUCGAUGCCCACCCGUCGGUCGUGCUGCCCAUUGCGGCCAAGUACACGCUUUCGGGCGAUUUUAUUUUGGCGACUGCCCACCACGAAGCUAUUGAGAGCAGUUGGAGUGGGCUCUCGGGGCCACUGCACGAGCUGCGACAGCUCUUGCUGGAGCGACGUCGAUCGGCGCAGCGCUCGCUCCGAGAUCUCUACCAUCAUUUUCAUCGAGACCUCACGUCAGCGGGUGAGGGGUUUGACUUGCGAGCGUUUCGUGUCGCUGUCAACGACCUUCGGAUGGCGCUGACGCCAGAAGAGAGCUACGAUGCGUUCCAGCGCCUCUGCGUCGACGGAACGUCGCAUGUGAGCUUCGGCGCCUUUCGCCUCUUCGUCCUCGAGCCAACGUUUCAGAGCUUUUGGCACAGCUACGCGCCACGCGUGGUGGCGGCCAUUCGAGCACACGACAUCACGCUCAUCGAUGCAUGGACAAAGCACUUUGAGUCGGCCCACGAGCAGUUGCAGACAGGCAGCGGCUAUGAGACGGUGCGCACGGCCCCCAGCGGCGACAUGGACUGGGAGGUAUUUGCCCACGGGCUUCUUCUGCUCGUGCCGUCAACCUCCCCGCGCGACCUCAUCCGCCUUGUCUACCGCUUUGAUACAAGUGGCGACGGCGUCGUGCAUGCGGCGAGUCUCCUGCAUGCGCUUCAUCAAUGGGCCACGACGAUGCUGGGUGCACCACGGCCCGAGAGAACAUCGUCGAGUGUUGUUUUGGCGAGGGACCGGCCCCAGGUUGACGCCUUUUCGAGCCACAAGGCGGUGCAAAAGCUGUAUCGAUCCCGUGCCCAAGCGUAUGCGCUCGAGACGUCCGACGACGCAGCUCUCUUGCGACAAGGCAACGAACUAUUGACAAAAACGACCAAGAAGCCCAUGCACUGGCUUCUCGAACAAGGUCUGAGCUUUCGACCGCAAGCUCGAGGACACGCUCGCGACAAGCCCGAUGUGUACGAUGCCGCAGAGCUCUCAGUGGACCUACUGAAUAAUUGAUGGACUGGAUAGUUGAUGGAUAACUAUCAUGCGCUAUCCACGUGUGGUAUCUUUCG